Messenger RNA from Soboliphyme baturini, 336 nucleotides. Lineage: Eukaryota; Metazoa; Nematoda; Enoplea; Dioctophymatida; Soboliphymatidae. The record is from the annotation of a GenBank genome assembly.
AUGGAACGGACGUUGCAUCGUAUCAAGCAGGCGUUUGCAGAACGCAGAUCGCACAACGUUGCCUUAUUGAACGACCACCUGAAGUUCUGUCUUCAACAGUGUGGUACGGCUCAGUACCAGGCUUUGCUGCAGCCAGAUCAACAGCUGAAAAGCAGACGACUUCAUGACUACCUGAGGGAAGCUGAAACAGCUCGAAACCGUACGUUAUCGCAAAUCACACCGAACAGUUCGCCGAGCAAGAGGACAUCGUCACGUAACACUCGCCAUUAUGUCACCAGUACCAAAUCGACGGCUCGUGAAACUAAUCGACAUACUCUGGAAUGGUUGAAUCACUGA